This is a messenger RNA of Salvelinus sp. IW2-2015, 2540 nucleotides long. RefSeq names its product coiled-coil domain-containing protein 149. The record is from RefSeq and is a predicted model, not a curated record. Lineage: Eukaryota; Metazoa; Chordata; Actinopteri; Salmoniformes; Salmonidae.
GCACAAUGGUUUGGGCGCAGCUGAUUUGGGUUUCGCGUAAUAGGCUAAGUUCUGCUGUCUGCAUGUGUGUCUUCCGCCGUCUGUGCGUCCUUGUUUCACGCGUCACCUGCCUCGCAAGUGCGACGGUCAGGUGCAUGCAUGAGUGAUUGAAGUUGAAUGAUGCAGGUUAAACAGCGGCAAGGAAGCGAGAAAGCUAACGUUAAGUGAACCUUCAACUCUGCCUGGAAAAUGUACAUUCCAGGACUCGAGGCUCACCAAAGACAUUUACAAAGACUGGCUUGUUAAAGAUCCGCGGGACAUCMAUAUGGCGCGAUGAAGAGCCUACAGCAAAUCAAUAAAAGUGCACGCCAUGGGCGAAGCAGGUAUGACGAGCCAUGCUGCUGGAACAUCACACAUGACGGCACUGCACAAGUUAAAAGCAGUUCCUGGUGUGUAAGCGCAAGUUGGAGAGCAAGAAGGAGGCCCUCCUGAUUCUGUCCAAGGAGCUGGAUACCUGUCAACAGGAGAGAGACCAAUACCAGCUGAUGGCCAACCAGCUCCGAGAACGCCACCAGGGACUCAAGAAGAAGUACAGGGAACUCAUAGAUGGAGACUCCAGUCUACCACCUGAAAAAAGAAAUCAAUUGAAUUUGGCCCAGCUGUUGAGAGACUCCAGAGAAAGGAGUAAGCAGCUGUCUGAAGAGGUGAAGGAGCUGAGUCAACGACUGGCUGAGGCCCAGGGGGAUAACAAGCUCCUGCGGAUGACCAUAGCCAGACAGAGGUUGGGGGAUGAAGAGGUGGGGGCAAGGCACUUCCAGGCCUAUGAGCGGGAGGACCUGGUCCAGCAGUUGGAGACGGCACGAGAGCAGAAUGAGSAGCUGGAGCACAGUGUGAAAUCUCUGACGGACGAGCUGCAGGAUGUGAGGGCAGAGCGUAACGUGUUCCAGGAAAAGGCCCAGCGGCUGAACCACGAGGUGAACCACAUCUUGGGGGGACACGAGUGUCGGAUUCUUGACGUAGAUGCACUCUGCAUGGAGAACAGAUAUUUACACGAGAGGUUCAAACAACUGCAGGAGGAGGUCACCAUGCUCAAAAUGAAUGUCAUGAAGUACAAGAGUGCUCUGGAGAGCAGGAAGAACUCCAAGACUUAUGGCAAAGCUAACAGCAGUGCACUCACCGGGGUGCUCUCUGCCAAACAAGUGCAGGAAUUAUUGCUUUCUGAGGACAACGGAUGCAGUCUCCCCGUCACGUCUCAGUCCAUCUCAGACCUCAAGUCCCUGGCCACAGCCCUACUGGAAACUAUCCAUGAGAAGAACCUGGUCAUUCAGCACCAGCGCCAAACCAACAAGAUUCUGGGAAACCGAGUAGGGGAGCUUGAAAAGAAACUGAAGACUCUAGAGGUGUCGGGACUAUGGAGCCUCCCAGGCCUGACUUACAAUGUGUCUCUGGGAUUCUCUGGAAGAGGGAGAGAUGCCAUCAUCCUGAAUGAAACUCUGCAGCCUAUCUCCACUGUGACAAGCUCUGAGGAGAAGGAAGUACCAUCCAAUGAGCACGAAGUACCCCCUACUGAGCACAAAGUACCCCCUACUGAGCACAAAGUACCCCCUACUGAGCACAAAGUACCCCCUACUGAGCACAAAGUACCCCCUACUGAGCACGAAGUACCCCCUACUGAGCACGAAGUACCCCCUACUGAGCACGAAGUACCCCCUACUGAGCAGGAAGUAACCCCCAAUGAGCAGGAAGUAACCCCCAAUGAGCAGGAAGUACCUCCCACUGACCACGAAGUACCCCCUACUGAGCAGGAAGUACCUUCCACUGUGCAGUCUACCACAGAGCAGAGGAUGACAAGGUAGCCAAUGACAGGCAGACCCCCCGUCCCGUCCCAAGACAUGUGGGGGGGUUACCCAGUGUGAUGGGGGAUACAGAGAUAAGCACCAAGGAGCCAGAGCCACUAGUGUCACCAGUCAGCCUGGACACAUCCAAGCAAAACUAGACAGGCAAAACUGCUGAGGAAGUAACUGACUGUUCUCAAGCAGAGACAAUAAACCUGGAUGAAUGUCAGACUGUCGACCAAUCACAAAGUGCAAAUGAGGUCACGGUGCUUCCAAGGUACCAAUUAGACGAGACUGUAGGCAGGACUCCAUCCCCUUCCUCAGAGCCAGACUUGGACAUGUCCUGCCCUGUAAGACGUAUGCCACCUAUCAAAGCCUCUAAAGGACACAAAACCCACCCAGAGAGAGGCGAGUUGAUCAGAUGACGACAUCUUAAGGGUGAGGUCUGAGGAGAUUGACAUGGCAGAGGGCUCUAUGACAGAAGACCCCAAUCUUCCAUCCUCAACAUCAACCUGCAGCUCUCCUAUUCAAACAAGUCCCACCCACGGGGAGAAUAACCAAUCGCACCACAAGGCAGAACAUUCAGAAGAUGUGAGGGUCGAGUGCUUAACGAAUGAGUCAGAAAUCCUUCACUUGAACAGUAGCCACUCAAAUGCUGAAUGUUCAGAAUGGGAAAACGGUGAAGAAUGACAGCUACUUCAGCCAAAACCAUGCCUAGAUUGACAC